Messenger RNA from Eucalyptus grandis, 1400 nucleotides. Its product is annotated as probable plastid-lipid-associated protein 4, chloroplastic. The record is from RefSeq and is a predicted model, not a curated record. Bases 102 to 938 code for a protein of 278 amino acids. Lineage: Eukaryota; Viridiplantae; Streptophyta; Magnoliopsida; Myrtales; Myrtaceae. The transcript is spliced from 6 exons.
GAGGACACAACGCUGACGAUAUUUUUUGCCACCUUCGAUGAAAUUGUCCGGACGACAAACGUCUGCAGAAGAAGUACGAAGAGGAUGAACGCCGAGAAAGAAUGCAAUCAAGCUCCCCAGUCGUCGUCAUCACUAGCCGACCACUGAGCGUGGAGAUGGCGCUUUCUUCUUCCCACGCUUCGUCCUCCUGCACUGCUCGCUUCCGGACUCUUCACCCUCCUCCUCCUCCUCCUCCUCCUCCCUCGGCUCCGCCUAUCCUCCUGCCGCCCUUUCAACUUCCAUCGAAUUACGCGCCCGACGCCCUCGCAAUCACGCUUCCCGCGCGCAGGCUGCUUUUGCCCGGCGCUCGCGCUGCCUCGUCCCCGUCGAGAAGAGGGGUCUCCUUCUUCUCGGGACUCGUGACGAAGGGCGAGGACGUCCGGAGGUUGAAGGAGGAGCUGCUCGACGCCAUCGCUCCCCUCGACCGCGGCGCCGAAGCCACUCCCGAGGACCAACAACGCGUCGAUCAGAUUGCACGUAAGCUUGAGGCGGUUAACACAGUGAAGGAGCCUCUCCAAUCCGAAUUGCUUAAUGGUAAAUGGGAGCUUAUCUAUACAACAUCCAAAUCAGUUUUGCAGACCCAGAGACCGAAGUUCUUAAGGCCAAAUGGCAAAAUCUACCAGGCAAUCAACGUUGAUACUUUAAGGGCUCAAAACAUGGAAACUUGGCCAUUCUUUAAUCAGGCAAUGGCUAAUUUGGUGCCUCUAAAUGCAAGACGAGUGGCUGUUAAAUUUGACUUUUUCAGAAUUGCUGGUUUGAUACCUAUAAAAAAUCCAGGAAGUGGCCGUGGUCAGUUGGAGAUCACUUACUUGGAUGAAGAGUUAAGAAUAUCGAGGGGUGAUAAGGGGAAUUUGUUCAUCUUGAAAAUGGUGGAUCCAUCCUACAGAGUCCCCCUCUGAAAUUGAUGUAGUCGUACACGAAUAUAUGUUGCAUCAGAGAUUCAUAUAUAGCCACAGAACCACAAUCGUAAGAGGAGUUGCCCACUUCAGUUUCAUGAAUUUGGGGCAUGACACUGGUUGAGCAUCGGGCUGAAUCCCCCAUGCAAAACUUGGUGAGGAGGCAUUGCAAUAUUUUGAUAUUAGGCACCGCCAGGCGUAUGGAGGUUCCUCAUAUUCUGAGCAAGAUAGGGGGAUUCUAAGGGAUAAGCUACCAAAAUCGAAUUGAAAGAGUUAUGACUCAGCCACUUGGAUUGGACUUUUAAUGUGUAAAAUCUGACUCUUCUCCUGCUUCCCAUGUAUCGUACUCCAUGUUGGAAGUGGAUUAUAUUGUUCAGCCCAGCCCCAAUGUUUGCUUGUUUUUGGUGUCAGGAGGAUGUGUCUAUAACAUCGAUCAUUUGUGUGAUUUGAUCAUGAUUUUGGUUC